CAGCUACGGUGCCUAAACGCAUUUAAACCUUCCUCAUGUCUUCAGCCGCAUAACGCUGUACCGAGUUUGCAAGGAGACCUAGCCGGAUUUCUUUAACCUGCAUUCUUCUAUGCCUGAGGCUGAGGAAAAGCAACAAAAUUAUACUUGGGAUAAGAUGAGAGAAGCAAACCAGCAUGGACUACAAGAGGAUGAAACUACAAUGAGUACGGAAUAACAUUUUCUGUAUAAUCCCUAAACGUUUGGCUGCAAGGUUCAGCAGACUAAGUACAACUCUACAAAUAUCCAGAUAUCAUUCUUGCUGACCAUCUAAAGCAAAAGGCAGCCCACGUUAGAAAUUCAGUUGACUUCUAGUGCAAUUUUGUUGCCUAUUGUUGCCUUUUUGCACUGAGUAAGCCAUGAACACAAAUACAGUUCCCCAGAUUAAUGUGGAGGACAUGAGCAGCCUGGUCUAUGAUGACCCAGAAGUUACCACAGAUGACCACUUGAGAACCUUAAAGGUCUUGACUGAAAAGCUAAGACUCCAAACCAGGAGGCCCUCCUAUUUGGAGUGGAAGUCCCAAGUAGAGGCUCAGUGUACCAGAGGAUCUUCUGAACCAACAGAGCCCACUGAGCUGGACCAGGGUGCAGGAGAAGAGCAUAGAGCCGCUGCCAAAGCAAAUGGCCCAAAAUUCAUACAAAAGAGAAACCUGGCUUCAGGGAGCCUGAAAGGCUUUGGAAAUAUCGAUGAGGCUCUCGUCUGGCUCAGGAAGGAACUGGCAGAAAUGCGUGUGCAGGACCAGCUCCUUGCCCGCCAGCUCAUGCGUCUGCGAGGUGACAUCAACAAGCUGAAGAUCGAGCAGACGUGCCACCAGCACCGGCGAAUGCUCAAUGAUGCCACCUUUGGCCUGGAGGAGCAUGAUGAGCUCUCUGAUCUCCUGUGUGAUGGUCCACUAACUCCAGGCUUCGGGCUCUCAGCUCCACUCCGCUUGAUCGGGGUCACUAAGAUGAACAUCAACUCAAGACGCUUUUCCCUUUGCUAACCUGAAAGUAAAGGCUCAGUUUUUACAUGCCAGUGAAAAUCAUGACUAUGACACUCAAUCAUAUGUACAGUAUAUAUAUAUAUAU
Electrophorus electricus (electric eel) is the source of this 1104-nucleotide messenger RNA. It is a transcript of the gene fam167ab, whose product is annotated as family with sequence similarity 167 member Ab. Lineage: Eukaryota; Metazoa; Chordata; Actinopteri; Gymnotiformes; Gymnotidae. The record is from RefSeq and is a predicted model, not a curated record.